CCACUCUUACCUUUUGUAUUUUAACGCUACAAAGCGUGUUAGACAUGGAUUUUAACAUUUUGUAUUAGUAAAUUCUGUAAUUGUGCUAGAAGAAGAAUGAAUUUAAUACAUAAAUAUAACAUUUAAAACUUUUUAUUUACUUACUUAUAUGACUUAUAUAUCAAACUCUUCUAGCCUAUCUAACAAAUGUCAAAUAUGUUAGUUCACUUUUUUAUCACUAGACAGUUAUAAUGUUCUCAUCUUAUUAAUUGUAGGUUAGAGUUUUCGAACUGACUCUCCUCACACUAGUAACUCGUAAAUAAUAAUCCCAGAAGAGCCCUAGAACGAUAUAGGAACAAGAGAAGAUCUCUCGCUAGGGAUUUUGAUUAUAGUUUUAAUUACUUAAAUGUGACAUAUUGAUCAAUAGCAAAUUAGUAUCAAAAAUGAGAUGAAGGAAGGUGAAACCCGCAUUUCUUUCAUAGUUUUUCUGGUGAAUAACACGAAUGGUGUUCAAUACGAACAGGUGAAAGUAGAUAUGGAGAGAGUAACUCUCCGUGAGGAGAAAGUCACUAUAGAACUUGCAAGCUUCCAAUUCGACAGCCCUGAUUUACCAUGUUAUACGAAUAACACGCGUUACCUAUCUUGUUGUUUGUGUAUACUUUAGCGCGCAACGAUGAAAUUCAAAAUAUUUAGAGGUAGCGUUUCAUAAGAGAAGUUUAAAGUUACUUUGUUAAAAAUGCACAAGAAUUCAAUGAGUCGUAGGUCAUCUACGAAUCCAGUUAGAAUAUCCACGCUCGACAGGGAAGAAAAAAGUCUAACACGGAAUGAUUCAAGGAGGCCUCAAACAUUAAAACCAAAGGUUUCUAUAUCCUCUGCUGAAAAUUCUCAGAUUCCCAGAGCUCGACUUCGAACUUCAUCAUGUGACAGAACAAGUACUAGAGGUAAAACACCUCUUCGUCAUGGAACAGCGACUCCAAUGACACCGGGUAAAAGUGCAGGGAAACAUACUGCUUUCAGUUCAAUUGGAAACAUUAACAGAUUUCACUCAGCUCUUCCAGUAGGACGUAGAUCUUUAUCUGCUGAUCGUGUUAGCAGCCUGGGUGCUAAGGGUUCUAAAAAAGAUACAAGACCUUUGACAGAUAAAACUUAUCAGGCUUAUAUGCUCAAUAAAAUAGAUACAUAUUUUAAUACGAAUAAACUUACUUUAAUGCUUAAUAGCAAUGGAAGCAUAAAACCUGUUACUUUGAAAAUGUUUGUAGAAAUUUCUGCUUAUUUAGUUAAAACGGUGGACAUUAAAUCAAUUCUAACAAUUAAUAAUUAUGUGGAGGAAUUACCAAAAAUUGCCAAAAAGUUACAUUAUCCUGGAGUUAUUACUAAAUCAUGGUUAAAAACUGCUAAUGCUAUGCACUCGUGGCCUAAUGUUUUACGAUGGAUAUGCUGGUUGGUGGAAAUUUGUGAAGUGAGAGAAAUAGCUUUUGAGAAUUAUAAUUUAGAUAACUUGCCUUUCGUAGGUGAUGAAAGGCAGGCUAAUAUGUAUAAAAAAACUUUCUUCUCUAUGCUCGAUUUCUAUAAUGCUUGGAAUGAUGUAAAACUUGAGGAAGAAGCAGCAAUGGUUGAGAAAUAUUUGCAAGAACUUGAAGAUCAACAUGGGGUUAGUGAAGAAGAAUUAAAUAUUGCACGGUCUGAAUUGGAGGAAGAAGCAGCUAAAUUCCAAGCUGUUGAAGAGGAAGCAUGUAAGAUUGAUGAAGAAGUUGAAUGCUUACAUAGAAAGCUCAUGGAUUUACAAAAUGAUGAGAAAAAGCAAUUAGCUGAUAUUAGAGCAAAAGAGGAUUAUAUAAAAACAAUUAUCUCUGAUACAGAGCAAAAGAAAGCUGAUUGCAAUAUUUUGUGUGAACAAAUUCGUUUGCAAAAGGUACAUCACGACGAAUUAGUUUCAGCAAUUAAACAGCAACCAAUGUCUAAAACAGAAAAGGAUAAAGUACUAGAAGAGUGCAAAAAAAUACAGGAUUAUAUGCAGCAUUUUGAUGAACAUUUACAGGAUAUAGAAAAAGAAAUAUUUACAAUGGACAUUAAUUUAGCAUCAGUUAAUCAUAACUUAACAAAGGUAAUUUUAACGUAUAAUAAAGAAAUAUUGAUGCACCUCAAUGGUGACAUGGGCAUUGAUUUAGAAGAAUUAAAAAUGCCAGAAACUGGGAUUUUGGAUCCCCAAAUUAUGGAAAUAUUGCAGAAUAAAGCUGAUUUGAUGAAUCAAUUCAAAGAACUAAUGCAGAAACAAAUUACUGAAAAAGAACAUACAAUAGAACUAGAUUCCAGUCAGCUGGAAGAUCUUCAGGAGAAGAUGAGAAUUUUGAAAGAUGAGAGUAGCGAUGUUGCCAAUGAGAUUAAAGAGAAGAAAAGUCGUAUUAAUAAAAUUAAAACAGACUUUAAGAAUGAAGAAGCAAAGUUAAAGGAACAAAUAAAAGUGUUACAAAAUGAUAUUAAGGAACUACAAAAUUCCAUACCAGACAGACAAGCAAUUACUGAAGAAUUGAAUGAAACAACAGAUAAAUUAGCUGCAGUACAGAGAAGGAAGGCAUACAUUGAAGAAUCUGCAAAAUUAUUUUUUGAUCAAUUUUAUGAAAUUUUAGGUGAACACAGAAGCGAAAUUUUUAAUAUAUUAUUAAAACUUAAUAAAUAGUGUAAUUAGCUAACAGAAUCGUUUAAUUACACUACAUAAUUUAAAUGUAAACAGAAUUCUAUGUACAAAUGUUUAUAUCUACAAAGGAUUUAUAUUUGUUUUAAAUUUAGUAAUAUAAUGUAUGAUAAUUCGUAAAU
This is a messenger RNA of Nomia melanderi (Alkali bee), 2793 nucleotides long. RefSeq names its product kinetochore protein Ndc80 (gene Ndc80). Gene Ontology annotation, cellular component: Ndc80 complex. NCBI's taxonomy places the organism in Eukaryota, Metazoa, Arthropoda, Insecta, Hymenoptera, Halictidae. Gene Ontology annotation, biological process: attachment of mitotic spindle microtubules to kinetochore. The record is from RefSeq and is a predicted model, not a curated record.